Messenger RNA from Closterium sp. Naga37s-1, 1992 nucleotides. The record is from the annotation of a GenBank genome assembly. Lineage: Eukaryota; Viridiplantae; Streptophyta; Zygnematophyceae; Desmidiales; Closteriaceae.
AUGGCUACGGGCCCCGCCUCCCUACCCGUCGUGAACGAGUCGACGGUUCGACGCGGCCUCAUCCUAACCGCAGGCGGGAUCAAUGUGGAGGUGUUUGAAGACCAGUUGAAUGCGCUUAGCGAGGCGCCGAAGGCGGAGCUCGACGAGAUGAUGAUGAACGCGGGCGUUGUGUGGGACGGAGCGUACGGAGGAGCACGGAGUGGCGCUCGGGGAGCGGUGGACGAGCAGCAGGCGACGGGGGACGAUUGGGCUGUCGAGGAGCAGGAGGGCGGAGCGGCUGUGCAGGAUUUUGGGACAGGAGUGCAGCAGCAGGAGGGCGGGGCGGCUGCGCAGGAGGGUGGGGUCGGAGGGCAGCAGCAGGAGGGUGUGGUGGCUGCGCAGGAGGGUGGGGCAGGAGGGCAGGAGCACGAGGGCGAGGAGGCUGCGCAGGAGCGACGGGUCGCAGUAAGAAAGAGACACCGCACGGCCAGUGGCAGCGGACAGGCGGGCCCUUCGACGGCAGGCCAUUCGACGUCGGCCAUUGCAUCCGAAGGCCAGGUCGUCGAGCUACUGCAGAGGGUCGCGGAGGUCGAGGCGUCGCAGAAGAAGCUCGUCGGCGACGUAUUUGCGAAGCACAGUGAUCAAGCCGUUGUUUUCAACAACCUUGCUGGGGACUUUCGGACGGCCUGGAAUAUGAUUUCGGAGUCGUCGAAGAGCACGCUGAAGCACUGCGGCGAUGCCAUAAAUGGUGUCACGGAGGAGAUGAAGCUGUUGGAAGGGGCAUGCACGAAGCUCGACGAGAUGAGCGGGAAAAUCAUCGAGGGGGUGGCAGCCGCUAUCACAAAAGCGGGCGAGGACGCCGUCGAGAAGCAGCUCAAGCUUGUCGAGGAGCGGCUGGUUGCUUCGGUCGUGAAGGGUAUUGAGAAAGCCGUCAAGGAUUACUUGUUCAACUCCACCCUCCCGCCCGAGAGCAUUAAGGAGCUGAAGGAUGUUGUGAGAGAAAGCUACCAAGAAGCUGAAGCUGGCAGAUUGGAAGUCCUCACCGAAGCGAUGGCGAGAGGGUUUCGGGGCUCGGCGGGCCCGUCGAUGAGGUCGCGUCAGGAGGAGGGGGUGGCUGGUGUUCGCAGCGGGGUUGAGCGUCGAGUUCAUGAGCGCUUGGUUCCUCCUUCUUCGGUGGGAGGACAUGUCGGCAGCCCGGUAGCAUCCCCACCAUCGCGUGCCCGUCAGACCGUCGGCAAGUCCGUCGAGGACAAGGAGGUCGCCUCAGCCGGGAAAGGAGCUGUGGAAAAGCGAGGUGCCCCUACCCCGUCCGGCGGCGCUGCGGGGAAAGGAGUGGGGGAGAAACGGGGUGCUCCCAGCCAGGUCCUCGUCGCUGCUGGGUUGCUGUCGAAGACAAAGGCUGGCUCAGCUGCGCAGCUCGGCAUUGUUGGCCGUCCUGUCGAGCCUGUGGGAAAGAGGCUGUCGUCCGUUUUAGGCGACGUCUGCCUUAGCGAACCGGGUUCCCCUCCUCCUGGUUCGAGGCCAAGGUCCCCUUCUGCGUCGAAGAAAACGCAGGCUAUGACGAAGUCGACGAAGCGUGCUGCAGAGGCGAUAGAGAGCAGUGACGUCGAGAAGGCGUCUACCGUCGUUGCUGCUCGACAUGAAAAGUCGAAGAAGCCCAAGGUGAUCGGCUACGCCCCACCUCCUCCGCCGGACGACCAAGCCAAGACGAGAGGCUGCAUAGCUCCCUUCAAAGGACCGGGCAUGAUGUCACGGAAGGGGAAGCCGGUUUCCGAGCAGACCGUAGGCUCGAGGAAGCGGUUCCUGGGCACUUUUGAAACGGAGGCGGACCAAAAGUUUUGUAUGGCCAUCUGCUGGCGCGUGUACUUCCCCGACAUAGACCUUAAAGAGUACGAGGGGUUCACGGCGCAGGAUGAGAAGGACUGGAAGGUCUAUCUCGAUGCAGCCGCGCGUAUGCUCACCGGGGUUUGGAGCGUGGCGCAAGAACAAGGGGAAUGUCGUUUCGACGAGUGA